AUAUGUGGCAGUAAUUAUCACAUGAAGAAGAAAGUCCGUGACGUCAGGAGUAAAAUGGCUGCCUCCGUAGUUGCAACGCUUCUCUUGUAAUUCGGGGUGCUUUCAGACUCGUGCAGAAUUUGAGAAAAAAAAAUCUAAAAGUUUAUAUAAAUACAAAACUCAGUGGAGUGUUUUAAAACCUGGAGACAGAUGAAGACUUUCUGUGGAAGAGCCAACCCGACCACCGGCGCUUUAGACUGGGUGGAAGAGAGUGAAGAGUAUGACUAUCACCAGGAGAUAGCACGGUCCUGUUAUGCUGACAUGCUUCAUGACCAUGACAGGAAUGAGAAAUACUACCAGGGGAUCCGUGCUGCCGUGGCAAGAGUCAAGGCUCGUGGGGAGAAGGCUAUCAUCCUGGACAUUGGGACAGGGACAGGUCUGCUGUCCAUGAUGGCCCUCACUGCUGGUGCUGACUUCUGCUAUGCUGUAGAGGUUUUUAAGCCGAUGGCUGAAGCAGCUCAGUGUAUUGUGGAGAAGAACGGCUUCGCUGACAGGAUCAAAAUUAUCAACAAACACUCCACUGAUGUCACUGUUGGGCCUGAUGGCGACAUGCCAACCAAAGCCAACAUCCUGAUAACAGAGCUGUUUGACACAGAACUAAUCGGUGAAGGAGCCCUGCCCAGCUACGAACACGCUCAUCAAAAUCUGGUCCAGGAGAACUGUGAGGCAGUUCCUCAUCGAGCCACUGUCUACGCUCAGCUGGUGGAGUCGGAGCUGCUGUGGAGCUGGGCUCAGCUGCAGCCGGUGGACGUGGAGGACGUCCACCUGGUCCCUCUACCUGCCGUUGGUCGCUGUGCUGGAGCUCACUCUGUGUGUGACAUCCAGCUGAGCCAAGUGUCGCCUGACAGUUUCACACCACUGGGUCCUCUCUGCACCAUGUUCAGUGUGGACUUCAGCAAACCAGUGAGCAGUGCCUUCCACUCCUUCUCAUCCCAGUUUGUGGCCCGGUCCGGUGGUCGAGCCCAGGUGGUCCUGUCCUGGUGGGACCUGGACAUGGAUCCCAGUGGAAGUAUCGUGUGCACUAUGGCUCCCAGCUGGACAUACCAACAGCCACAGAUGGCGCCGUGGAGGGACCACUGGAUGCAGAGUGUGUAUUUCCUGCCUGAGGAGAAAACGGUGAAAGAAGGAGACGAGCUCAGUCUGACUGUCUGCCAUGACGACUACAGUCUGUGGUACAGUCUGCAGUCUCCCAGCAAACAGACUGAGACCAUUCCCUCCCGGCCGUGUUGUACCUGCCAGGCUCACCUAGUCUGGAAUCGACCGCGUUUCGGUGAACUCAAUGACAGACACCGUAAUGAGAGUUUCAUCAGAGCACUGCGCAGUGUUCUAAGAGAAGACAGUGUAUGUCUGAGCGUCAGUGAUGGAAGUCUGCUUCCUGUGUUUGCUCACAAGUUAGGAGCCAAGAAGGUCUUUAGUUUGGAAAAUUCAAGGUUGUCCAAGCAGGUUAUUCAGCAGGUGCUUGAAGCUAACAGGGCGGAUGGGGCUGUUGAACUGCUGGAGACGAGACCAGAACACCUGACUAGUAAUGAUGUUGGUGGAGAACAGAUCUCAGUCCUGAUUGGUGAACCGUAUUUCAGCACCAGUCUUCUGCCCUGGCACUCGCUCUACUUCUGGUACUGUCGAACAGCACUCGCAGGUCUACUGCAGCCGGACGCCACCAUCCUGCCCUGCUCUGCCACACUCCACAUGGCAGCUGUGGAGUUCCAGGAUCUGUGGAGGAUCAGAGCUCCAUGUGGAACAUGUGAGGGCUUUGAUGUGACGGCCAUGGAUCAAAUGGUCCAGGAAUCUCUGGAUUUCCGUGAGUCCCGGGAGGCGGAGCCUCAUCCUCUGUGGGAGUAUCCGUGUCGUGCUCUGACAGACGCCGCCGCGGUCAUGGCCUUUGACUUUAAACAGUGCCUCCCUCAGCAGCCAAUCAGCAGCCAGGGCACACUUCCUUUAAUCAGGGUGGGUCGUUGUCAUGGUGUUGUGUUGUGGAUGGAAUACAACCUGACCAGUGACAUCACUGUCAGCUCUGGUCUGAUUCGACCAAUCAGUGAGCAGGGUGACUGUGAGUGGGUGAGACACAGGAGGCAGGGAGUUUAUUUCUUCCGGUCGCCGUGGGAGAGCUCGGGUGAAGGAAGGGCUGAGGUUACGUACAGCUUCACGUUUGAACCCACUUCAGGAGACAUAAAGAUGGACUUCAGUGUCGCGUCUCUGUGACGGGAAAACAGUCUCUGACUGAAGAAGGAUUUUUUUUAUUUUUAUUUUUUUAAAAGCUGCACAUUUUACCUCCUCACAGACUUAACAUCAUUAAACCUUAUUACCAUUAUUUAAAAUUCAAUUUCUACAUAAUCCAAUGGCGUUUAACAUCUAAAUAUUUAACAGUGAACUUAACAGCCCGUACAGAAGAAACAGACGUGGGCCUUCUGCACACGGUUGCCUUUUUAUACAUUAUUAAGUUUGAAUUCUAUUGAUAUAUUUUCACCCACAUAUGCUGAAUGUGUACUGAGAAUUUAAACUAUUAAAUAAUAAAUUGUCCCUUUGUUUCACUGAUGUUUAGAUGAUGCAGAUCAACACACUCUACACAGAUCCAGUGUUUUUAUGCUUUAUUUGAAUUCAAGAUGAUUUGAGAUGUUCUGUGAUCAUUAUGAGCAGUUGUUAAUAAUAUUUGGUCCCAGCCGCAGAGCCAGUGACACACUGUGAUAUUGCUGAUUUAUAUGUCAGACUUUGAGAGAGAAGACAGGGGAAAAUGUAAAAAUCUCACUUCAAAGAACCUUUUGCAUCAGUCAGUGUAGCAGAGACAGGAGAAAAAGGGAAUGUCAUUUUUUUUGUUAAGUAUUAAA
Molecule: messenger RNA, 2861 nt
Organism: Cynoglossus semilaevis (tongue sole)
Lineage: Eukaryota; Metazoa; Chordata; Actinopteri; Pleuronectiformes; Cynoglossidae
Gene: prmt7
Product: protein arginine methyltransferase 7
Exons: 17
Coding region: 190-2238 (682 amino acids)
Biological process (GO): chromatin remodeling; peptidyl-arginine methylation, to asymmetrical-dimethyl arginine
Molecular function (GO): protein-arginine N-methyltransferase activity; histone methyltransferase activity
Source: RefSeq, a predicted model, not a curated record